Molecule: messenger RNA, 201 nt
Organism: Phytophthora sojae
Lineage: Eukaryota; Oomycota; Peronosporomycetes; Peronosporales; Peronosporaceae
Exons: 2
Coding region: 1-201 (66 amino acids)
Biological process (GO): mRNA 5'-splice site recognition; spliceosomal snRNP assembly; mRNA splicing, via spliceosome
Cellular component (GO): U1 snRNP; nucleus
Molecular function (GO): pre-mRNA 5'-splice site binding; zinc ion binding
Source: RefSeq, a predicted model, not a curated record
AUGCCGCGCUACUAUUGCGACUACUGCGACACCUACCUCACGCAUGACUCGGUGCCCGGCCGCAAGCAGCACAACCGCGGCUGGAAGCACCGCGAGAACGUCAAGCUCUACUACGAGCAGUUCCUGGCCGGCCAGGGCGUCGUCAUGAACCGUACGCUGCGCUGCAACACCCCCACAGUAGUAUAUUCUUGUAGUGUCUAA